This is a messenger RNA of Plectropomus leopardus (leopard coralgrouper), 2488 nucleotides long. It is a transcript of the gene alpl, whose product is annotated as alkaline phosphatase, biomineralization associated. Gene Ontology annotation, molecular function: alkaline phosphatase activity. Gene Ontology annotation, cellular component: plasma membrane. Gene Ontology annotation, biological process: dephosphorylation. Lineage: Eukaryota; Metazoa; Chordata; Actinopteri; Perciformes; Serranidae. The record is from RefSeq and is a predicted model, not a curated record.
AGCCGGAGCCGAACAACUGUGGCCUUAUAAAAACGACUGAAAGCACCGACAAGGACGCACGUUUCAAGGUGAAAGACUGAAUAAACUGCAGGCGAGCUUGGAUGUAGAUUUCUGCCCCGGAGACUUGCACUGCGAGGCGACGGCAGAAAGGCUUCCUCAGCUUCUCAAAGUGGCAUGUUAAAGCUGUCUGGAGCAACGCGUCAGCUGCACUGAGACGACAACAUGGAGGUGACAGCCCUGCUCAUCAUCUGCUCCUGUCUGAUGUUGGAGAGUUUGGGGAAACCACAAUUCCCUGAACAUGAGAAAGAUCCCAAGUUUUGGAAUACGUGGGCCCAGCGGACCCUGAAGAACGCGCUGACGCUGCAAAGUCUCAAUACGAACAGAGCAAAGAAUAUCAUCCUGUUCCUUGGAGAUGGGAUGGGCGUUCCCACGGUGACGGCUGCUCGAAUACUGAAGGGUCAGAUGAGCGGACAGAGUGGAGAGGAGACGCAGCUGGAGAUGGACAAGUUCCCUUUUGUGUCUUUGGCCAAGACAUACAACACUAACGCCCAGGUGCCAGACAGCGCCGGCACCGCCACAGCUUACCUCUGCGGGGUCAAGGCCAACGAGGGCACGGUGGGAGUGAGUGCAGCUGCUGUCCGAUCCCAGUGUAACACCACAGAGGGCAAUGAGGUCACCUCCAUCCUCAAAUGGGCUAAGGAAGCAGGCAAGUCAGUGGGAAUAGUGACGACGACCCGUGUCAACCAUGCAACGCCCAGUGCUGCUUACGCCCACAGCGUGGACAGAGACUGGUACUCCGACAAUGAGAUGCCAGCUGAAGCGCUGAGGGACGGCUGCAGGGAUAUCGCCAGACAGCUCUUUGAAAACAUUCCCAACAUUGAUGUGAUUCUGGGCGGAGGGAGGAAGUAUAUGUACCCCAAAAACACAUCAGAUGUAGAGUACCCCAACAUGGCAAAGCACAGCGGCACAAGAAAAGACGGGAGGAACCUGGUGCAGGAGUGGACUGACAGAAUGAAGGAUAAAAGAGGCCAUUAUGUAUGGAACAAGAAGCAGCUCUUAUCACUGAACCCUAACCACGUGGAUUACUUAUUGGGUCUCUUUGAACCUGCGGACCUGACGUAUGACUUGGAGAGGAACACUGAGACUGAUCCCUCGCUGACAGAGAUGGUGGAGGUGGCCAUCAAGAUCCUGAGGAAAAACCCAAAUGGAUUUUAUCUGCUUGUAGAGGGAGGACGUAUUGAUCACGGACACCAUGAGGGCAAAGCCAAGCAGGCUCUGCAUGAAGCAGUGGAAAUGGACAGAGCCAUCGGCCGGGCGGAUCUCAUGACCAGCAUCCACGACACACUGACUGUAGUUACUGCUGAUCAUUCUCACGUGUUCAACUUUGGAGGCUACACAGCCAGAGGAAACACAAUAUUUGGUCUCGCCCCAAUGUUGAGUGAUGUUGACCAGAAGCCCUUCACCGCCAUCGUUUAUGGGAACGGACCAGGUUACAAAAUUGUAAACGGCGUGAGGGAAAAUAUCACAUCUGUUGACUACCAGGAAAACAACUACCAGGCCCAGGCGGCUGUACCUCUGACCAUGGAGACUCACGGAGGGGAGGAUGUGGCUGUGUUUGCUAAAGGUCCCCUGGCUCACCUGCUUCAUGGGGUCCACGAGCAGAACUACAUCCCCCACGUGAUGGCGUAUGCAGCCUGUAUCGGCCAGAACAGAGAACACUGUUUGACACGCGAUGGAUCUGCCGAAUUACGCCCCGUCCUCUCUACUAUCACAGCUCUUCUCACAGUCACUCGCUUCCUGUGUUGACCUUCCCCCUGAUAGUCCUCGUCCUGUGAAUAACAACGUUUUAACCACUCCCACAUUUUAAAGGUUUCAAUUUUUUGUUGUUUUUAAAUUUUCUAAUUUCACUUUUUUGAUCAUGGGACCACUGUUCGGGCUUUUUUUGUGUUAUUGACAAAUGUAUACAUAUAUCAGUUUUAGUAUUUUCAGGAAAAUAUGUAAAUCGUGGCAGAAUAAAUCAAUCACCCCCCUGACGCACUGAAACGAAGGUGUUGCAGAAAUCACCGCAGAAUCAGAGAUCUCAGUUGUGAUUUGUCUAUUAAAUAGUUUUUAUUAAGGGUUUCAGGACCCAUUAAGCCUCUGUGUUAAAUGUAAACCUUUUGAGUUUAAAAAGAUAGAUUGGAUUUUCAAAAUGUUUGAAUAUGUUUAAUAUUUUAAAUGUGCAGUUAACUGAAUCUACCUCAUAAGCUUGCAAAAGAUCUCUCAUGUAAUCGUGGUGCAUUGAGAGGGACACAUUUUGAUGGACAAAAUUCAUGCAGAAACCAGAAAGAAUUGAAUGUAUAAUUGACAAAAGAGUAAAAUAUAUACAUUUCAUCUCAUACACCUCGUGCAAACUUUCAGAAAGCGCUGAAAAAGCCCACCUACCAUUGUUGUGUCUAAUAACAGAAGUUGUAAAACCUUAUAAUCAAUAAAAGAAAUGUGUUCUGUU